UAAUACGAACUCUCUCCCAACUAUGGCAUCAGCUUCGCCUUCAACAGCAUCACGCAACGUCGGCGAUGGAGGAUACUCACCAUCGAAGCCGAAGAACAAUAUUGCCGCGCGCUCGAGCAGUGAACAUCGCAUCGCCGCAGCGACGCCAAAAUACGAGACAACAUUUGGAGCAACCGACCAUCAAUCUGUAACGACGACCAAGUCAAUGAACGAGAUCUGGAGCGGGCGUACGGGAAAGCCGUAUCAGCGCAGUUCGUCGACGUCGCACGGUCAUUGGCUUUACAACAGUGUCGAGGGCAGCUCGGGAUCCGGCGAUACGCACGAUGAGCAGGAGAAGACGCUCUCCAGUGGUAUCGAGCCUCUUAGAUUUGCCGGAAUGACGACAAAUGUGUCGGUGGUUUCUAUUGGGUCGAUCAAGUCUGUCAAGACGGAUGAAGAUCUAGACGAGGUGAUUGUGUUUGUGGAAGAGCCGUCGAAGAAGCUGUGCUGCAUGCUAUGCAACCACGUUUUCAAGGACCCGGUCAUCACGUUGUGUGGGCAUACGUUCUGCAGAUCAUGUGCAGUGACGCGGCAGCACGAUAAGUGUCCGAUCGACGACUGUCCUCUUUCUGUGGUCGUGUCCAACAUUGCUAUAUCUGAUCAAAUCGGUGAGCUUCAAGUGUAUUGUAAAUAUGGAUGCAGGCCUAGCAGCAGUGUUGGAGAAUACGUGCGAGAUCCUAAUGGUUGUCCAUUCAAGAUAAAAUUAAAUCAGAAAAGAGAUCACGAGUCUCAUUGCCAGUAUGCUCCAACGCGGUGUCCUAAUAGCUCUAGUUGCCCGGCUUUGAUUAAACGGAAUUUAGAGGCACAUUUGGAUGUCUGCGAACACACACCAUGCGUACAUCGACGAUACGGCUGUAAGUUUAAGGCAACACGUGAGCUGGUUAGAGAACAUCUUAGAUCAUGUCGAUAUGAGACUGUCAAGGAUUUUCUUGGUGACACGGAAAGUCAGAUUGUUGCUCUCCGGACCAAGUUACAAGAGAGAGAGAACGAGGUCAACUCUCUACGAGCAACGGUUGGCAGUCUGUCUGAUCGACUUGGUCUGCUGGAGCAAAGUUGCUCGAUAAGACUCGAGAGAUUGGAAGACAAGCAAGGCAAAGUGUCAUGUGACGUUCUCGAUAUGAGACAUUCUCUUUCAUACAUGGGUAAUGAGUUGCAACAGAUUCAAAGUCAAAUGGGCACAGUAAGAACUAUGGAUCAACAUUUGUGGAAAUGCAAGGGUACGUUUGUUGGUCAUGAGGGCCCGGUGUGGACGCUCUGUGUAUAUGGUGAGUUGCUCUUCAGCGGCUCGUCGGAUAAGACCAUCAAGGUGUGGGAUAUACAGACGACGUACAAGUGUAUGAGGACGCUGGAAGGGCAUUCGGGCAUCGUUUUGGCUCUCUGUGUUCACGGGAAACGUUUGUACAGCGGAUCGGCGGACAACAGCAUCAAAGUGUGGAAACUCGGUAAUCUUGAGUGCGAGCACACAAUUCAAGCGCACGAGAAUCCCGUUUGCACGUUGGCCACAUCGUCCAACCUUCUCUUCAGCGGCUCGUUGAAAACAAUCAAAGUGUGGGACAUGCACAACCACCAGAUGGUUCAUGAAAUGACAGGUCAGAACCACUGGGUAAGAGCAUUGGUAGCCACGCAGGACUACCUCUACAGCGGAUCAUAUCAGUCAGUGAAGAUAUGGAACAUGGAGACGUUCGAGUGUGUCAAUGUUGUCAAUGUGUCUGGGGGCAGCGUUUACUCUAUUGCUGUCACCGAUCAGCAUCUCAUCACUGGAACAUAUGAAAACCAGAUACAUGUGUGGGAUGUCAAUACUUUCAAACCUCUUGCAACGUUGUCCGGUCACGUUGGCACUGUGUAUGCUCUAGUUGCCAUCCCUUAUGCUGCCACACAGAUGCAGUUGUUCAGUGCAAGCUAUGACCGAACUCUACGAGUAUGGAACUUGGAGACGAUGGGGUGUGUUCAGACGUUGAUUCGUCACCAAGGCAGCGUUGCAUGUCUCACGUCCGCUCGAGGACGAGUCUACUCUGGUGCAGUGGAUAGUGCUGUAAAGGUUUGGCAGUAAAGAAUCACUCUCUACAAGUUGUAGCCGUGCAGCUGGCUGUGCAAUGACGUCUACCACAUUGCUGGUCAAAGCGUGUAGAACACUCAACGUGCAGAGAGACAGAGAGAGCAUGUACAUAAUAGUUAAUA
Messenger RNA from Corticium candelabrum, 2217 nucleotides. RefSeq names its product E3 ubiquitin-protein ligase TRAF7-like. Gene Ontology annotation, molecular function: zinc ion binding; protein binding. The transcript is spliced from 24 exons. The record is from RefSeq and is a predicted model, not a curated record. The coding region runs from base 23 to 2089 and encodes 688 amino acids. NCBI's taxonomy places the organism in Eukaryota, Metazoa, Porifera, Homoscleromorpha, Homosclerophorida, Plakinidae.